Messenger RNA from Cuscuta epithymum, 2187 nucleotides. The record is from the annotation of a GenBank genome assembly. Lineage: Eukaryota; Viridiplantae; Streptophyta; Magnoliopsida; Solanales; Convolvulaceae.
CCGAAACCUUAAAGGCUUAAAUAAUCUAAAACAUCCUAAACGAGGUAAGAACUUUAGAAAGAAGGCAGUUCAAGAAAACGGGAGCUACUGCCGGCCGAUGAACAACGAGACCACCUCUAUCUCCAACAAAUUCCAAACAAUGGCGACAAAAUAUGUGAAGGCCAAUGCUGAUUCACACCAUCCCGCUUCCAUCCACCUACACAGUAACAACUCCACAAUCCAAAACUCCGAAGAACAAGGGAGACAGGGAGGAAAAAGCAGCUCCGAUAGCUUCCCCUGUUGGUACUCGCCGGAAACAGGGAUAUACAGAAGCACGCACCCUUCCGUACAACUUCCGACCGACCCAUUCCUCGACGUCGUCUCCUUCAUCUUCUCCCACAAACACGGCGGCGCAUCUUCUCUGGUCGAUUCACAAUCUGGGUUUUCAAUUUCCUACCCAGAGCUCUACUCUCUGGUCAAGUCCAUGGCCGGCGGUCUCCACAAAAUGGGCGUUUCACAAGGUGAUGCCGUCUUGAUCUUGCUUCCCAAUUCCAUCCAUUUCCCGGUGAUCGUUCUGAGUGUUCUGAGUCUAGGAGCAAUAGUGGUCCCCAUGAAUCCGCUUAGCACUUUGUUUGAGGUAAAGAAGCAAGCUUUAGAUAGUAUGAAUAAUAUCUGUCUGGCGUUCUCUUCCCUCAACAGGGCUGAAGAAUUCAGUGCAUUGGGUAUCCCGGUGAUCGGGUUGCCGGAAAGUUCAAAUCUUGAUUUCCCGGCGGGCUCUGUUUUCUUUGAUUUGAUUCGCAGCGAUUUAAAGAGGGAAUAUAAGCCAAGAAUCAAGCAGGAAGACACCGCAGCGAUUCUGUUCUCGUCUGGGACGACUGGGGCUUGCAAGGGAGUAGUGUUGACUCAUCGGAAUUUCAUAGCAAUGGUUGAACUGUUCUUGAGGUUUGAAGCUUCUCAGUAUGAUUAUGACAGCAGAAAGAAUGUGUACUUGGAUGUUGUGCCGAUGUUUCAUGUGUACGGACUUUCUAUGUUCGUGAUGGGGUUGCUGUCGUUGGGCUCCACGGUGGUUGUGAUGGGAAGGUGCGACGGCGAUGAAGUGGUGAGAGCCAUUGAGAGAUUCGGGGUCACUCAUUUUCCGAUCGCGCCGCCGCUGUUGAGAACAUUGACGCUAAAAGCAAAGGCGGCGACGGCCGGUGGUAUUAACAGAGUGGUGAUGAAGAGUAUGAAGCAGGUUUCAUGUGGGGCCGCCCCCACAAGUUUAGCCUGGAUUCAAGACUUUGUUCAAACUCUGCCCCAUAUUGAUUUCAUCCAGGGUUAUGGCAUGACAGAGUCUACUGCUGUUGGAACAAGAGGUUAUAACACUGCAAAACUUCAUAAUUAUUCUUCAGUAGGACUUUUGGCUCCAAAUAUGGAAGCCAAAGUGGUAGAUUGGAAUACUAGUUUACCCUCACCUCCCAACUGCAAGGGUGAGCUUUGGCUACGAGGACCUUCUAUCAUGAAAGGGUACCAAAAUAACAUUGAGGCGACGAAGAGUACACUAGAUGAUGAAGGGUGGUUGCAUACAGGUGACAUUGUGUAUUUUGAUUGUGAAGGGUACCUCUAUGUCAAUGACCGACUGAAAGAGAUCAUUAAAUACAAAGGCUUCCAGAUCGCUCCUGCUGAUUUGGAAGCAGUGUUAAUUUCUCACCCAGAUAUUAUUGAUGCUGGAGUAACCUCAGCCAGCGAGGAUGAAGUGGGAGAGAUUCCGGUGGCAUUUGUGGUAAAGAGGAACAACAGUGAACUAUCAGAGGCAGAUAUAAUUGCUUUUGUAGCUCAACAGGUUGCACCAUACAAGAAGGUUAGGCGAGUCUACUUCACAACGUCAAUACCUAAAUCUCCAACAGGAAAGAUUCUGAGAAAGGAGAUGAGGAAAUUCAUGAGGACUUCAAAAUUGUAGACUUCAUUUGCCUCUCCAACUAACUUUCCGCUUUAUAAAAGAAAAUGUUGCAAUGUUUAUUUUAUCCAUUCCUUUGUGACAUUGACCAACAUGGCAAACAUAUGGUUAAAGUAAAGGUUGAAAAUGUCACUCUUAAUAAGCAAUGACAAUUAUAAGAAAUGUAGUGAUUAUGGCAAUGUAGUUGUUAUAUUUUAGUAUCUGUACUCAAACUUUUUCCCUUGAGUUUUUUAAUAUAACGCUUUAAAUAAAUUCAAAUUACAUUUAGUUCUCUA